GCUUUCAAGUCUACCCCACGGGGCCCUUUCCUCACUGCCACAGUAGCCUCGGCUGCCACCCAGCUUCGGAAGAUGCAAGAUCCGGCUGAAUGAAUAAAUAGCCAGUGGCCAGAGGUCAGUACCAGAAGAAGGCCAGACUCCAUGCGCCCAACUCCCCGGCUUGGGUGACAAGUUCGGGGGAAGGGAAGGGCUGUGUCCGACCCAGGACCCAGAGGAAGAGCUGGUCCCCGGAAGCCAUCAGUGCCGGGGCUUGGCGUCCCCAUGAGCCACAUCCACUCCGGGGCGUGCCCGGGCGCCGGGGGCCUGAGGGGUGCUGGAGCCGGGCCGGGCCGGGCCGGCCGGACCCAUCGGAGCUAGGAUGAGCGGAGUACAGCGCUGGCUGGGACUGGGGGUCAGCUUGUACGUCUGUGGGCUGCUGGAACCGAGCACCGUGGUCCGGCCCGGCCCACCCGCUGCCUCACUAGGGACCCCCGAGGGCCCCUCUGCCGACGGGCCCCACCCGCGAGCCAAGAGAAGCUGGGUUUGGAACCAGUUCUUUGUUUUGGAGGAAUAUACGGGGACAGAGCCGCUGUACGUCGGUAAGCUGCACUCAGACAUGGACAGGGGUGACGGCUCCAUCAGGUACAUCCUGUCGGGAGAGGGAGCGGGAGCCGUGUUCACCAUCGACGAUGCCACCGGGGACAUCCACGCCACUCAGAGGCUGGACCGGGAGGAAAGGCCACAGUACACCCUGAGGGCCCAGGCGCUGGACAGGCGGACGGGGCGGCCCAUGGAGCCAGAGUCCGAGUUCGUCAUCAAAAUCCAAGACAUCAACGACAAUGAGCCCAGGUUCCCGGACGGGCCUUAUGCGGCCACCGUGGCCGAGAUGUCUCCCGUGGGAACCUCUGUUAUCCAGGUGACGGCCACCGAUGCCGAUGACCCAAGCUACGGGAGCAGCGCCAGGGUGGUAUACAGUAUCCUUCAGGGUCAGCCCUACUUUUCUGUGGAUUCCAAAACAGGCUUGAUUAGGACUGCGCUGAUGAAUAUGGACAGAGAGGCAAAGGAGAGCUACGAAGUGAUCAUCCAGGCCAAGGACAUGGGGGGUCAGCUCGGAGGGCUGGCUGGGACUGUCACCGUCAACAUCUCUCUCUCUGAUGUCAACGACAACCCGCCCCGAUUCCCUCAGAAGCAUUAUCAGAUGAGCGUGUCGGAGUCGGCACCGGUCAGCUCCACGGUCGGGCGGGUGUUCGCCAAAGACCCGGACGAAGGAAUCAAUGCCGAAAUGACAUACAGUCUGCUGGAGGGCGACGGCCUGGAUGCCUUCGACAUCAGCACCGAUCCCAACUUUCAAGUCGGCAUCAUAACUGUAAGGAAGCCGCUGAGCUUUGAGAGCAAGAGGAGCUACACGCUGAAGGUGGAGGGGGCCAAUCGGCACUCCGAACUACGCUUCCUGAGCCUGGGCCCGUUCCAGGACACGACGACGGUGCACAUCAGCGUGGAGGACGUCGACGAGCCUCCCGUCUUCGAGCUGGGCACCUACUUUGUGGAGGUGCCCGAGGACGUUGAGAUCGGCGCCACCGUUCGGACCCUGUCCGCCGCCGACCCGGACGUGACCAACAAUUCCAUCCGAUAUUCGAUUGACAGAAGCAGUGAUCCGGGGAGAUUCUUCUACGUAGACAUCACCACGGGCGCUCUGAUGACUGCCAGGCCCCUCGAUCGGGAAGAGGUUCCAUGGCACAACCUCACCAUCUUGGCGGUGGAGAUGAACAAUCCCGCCCAGAUCGGCAGCGUCUCUGUCACCGUGAAAGUCCUGGAUGUGAAUGACAAUGCCCCAGAGUUCCCCGGGUUUUACGAGGCUUUCGUCUGUGAAAAUGCCAGAGCAGGGCAGGUGAUUCAAACCCUGAGCGCUGUGGACCAGGACGACCCCCAGGACGGCCAGCACUUCUUCUACAGCUUGGGCCCCGAGGCAGCCAACAAUGCCAACUUCACUCUGUGGGACAAUCAAGACAACACGGCCCGAGUCCUCACCCGGAGGUCCGGGUUCAGGCAGCUGGAGCAGAAGACCUUUCAGCUGCCGAUCCUGGUGGCGGACGGCGGACGGCCCCCGCUGAGCGGUACGGGCACGCUGACGGUCCACGUGUGCAGCUGCGACGACCACGGUGACGUGCUGUCCUGUGACGCCGAGGCCCUGGGCCUGCCCGCCAGCCUGAGCCGGAGUGCUCUCAUUGCCGUCCUAGCCUGCGUCUUUGUGCUCUUAGCUCUGGUGCUCGUGGUCCUGUCCUGGAGGCGGCGGCGGAAGCGGCCCUGCGUGCCGGACGACGAGGAGAACGUCCACGAGAACAUCGUGCGCUACGACGACGAAGGGGGCGGCGAGGAGGACACAGAGGCCUUCGACAUCGCCGCCAUGUGGAACCCCCGGGAGGCCCGGGCGGCGGGGGGGUUGGUGGGUGGGCGCGGGGACCCGUUGCCCGAGAUAGCCAGCCUGUCUGGGCAGGUGGCCUGGGGCGGGGGCGGCGUGCAGGGCUACGUGCUGGCCAAGCUCCACGAGGCCGACACCGACCUCUGGGCUCCCCCCUUCGACUCGCUCCAGACCUACGUGUUCGAGGGGGCCGGCUCGGUGGCCCAGUCCCUCAGCUCGCUGCACUCGGCCGCCGGCUCCGACUCGGACCAGAGCUUCGACUUCCUGACGGGCUGGGGCCCGCCCUUCCAGAAGCUGGCCGUCAUGUACGGGGUCUCCGAGGCCCGGGGGCCCCCGUGGUAGCCAGUGUGGGAUUCUCCUCCUCCUUUGAGGCUGCCAGGAAUCGAGGGGUCGCCGCCACCCCCCGAGAAGCGGGAGCAAGCUGAGGAUGAAGUGUGUACGUGGGGGUCGGGGAUCCCACAUGUGGCUGAAGGAAGCAAGCCCGGGGGGAGGCCUUCCAGGGGUGGGGGUUUCAGCAGCCAGCACGAGAGCCUGAGCCCCGAGGUGGGCUUCCUCCUGACAGAAGCCAUCACCCGGCUGGAAGGAAGAGCUCCAGGCCUCAGGCCUCAACCGUGGUUUCUCGGUUUGGGGGGUGGGAAGGGGAGUGGGGGGACGAAGGGACCAGCUUCCGCUUCUAAUUUGACUCGAUUCCCUCCGAGGGAACGAGCAGGCAGAUUGGACAGCACAGAGGCAACCCGACAGGCCGCUCGGGCCUGGGAAGCCAGGCCAUCUCUUCACCCUGGAGGGCCGAGGUUUAGGAGCUUGGGGAGGACCUUGCAUGGGGAGGGGCGGGAGAGGGGGUCAGGG
Molecule: messenger RNA, 3244 nt
Organism: Tachyglossus aculeatus (Australian echidna)
Lineage: Eukaryota; Metazoa; Chordata; Mammalia; Monotremata; Tachyglossidae
Gene: CDH20
Product: cadherin 20
Exons: 13
Coding region: 359-2740 (793 amino acids)
Biological process (GO): homophilic cell-cell adhesion; cell morphogenesis; multicellular organism development
Cellular component (GO): adherens junction; catenin complex; plasma membrane
Molecular function (GO): calcium ion binding; cadherin binding
Source: RefSeq, a predicted model, not a curated record